Dendrobium catenatum is the source of this 1577-nucleotide messenger RNA. RefSeq lists its product as uncharacterized. Gene Ontology annotation, biological process: regulation of DNA-templated transcription. Bases 39 to 1349 code for a protein of 436 amino acids. The transcript is spliced from 6 exons. Gene Ontology annotation, molecular function: DNA-binding transcription factor activity; sequence-specific DNA binding. Lineage: Eukaryota; Viridiplantae; Streptophyta; Magnoliopsida; Asparagales; Orchidaceae. The record is from RefSeq and is a predicted model, not a curated record.
AUGGCAUUGAGCGACUUGCAUGGCAACCACAUCGUCGGAUGUCUUCCACGUGUGAACUGUGUCUUGGUAUUUUAGCGCCUUCAAUGGAAGGGCGCCGUAUAGGACGAAUUCGAUUCGAAGAUCACAGGAUGGUUGGUGCGGAAGUUCACGGGAACCCUAAUGGGGUUUCUAAUGGAAGACAUGCGCUCACUUCAUCGUCUUCAAGGUCGUCGUCGUCGUCUUCUUCUUCUUGCUUGUCACUGUCUCCGGUUUCUGAGAACGGCGGGGAGUGUGGGUUGGAUGGGAUGGAGCUCGAGGCUGCGCGGGCGCUCGCUUGUAUCGCGAGGACGGCGGUGCGGGAAUGUGGUGGGAGGAGGUUGAAACGAUUCAAGAAUCGAUCGCAGGUUAGGGAUUGGGAGAAUUGUAACCAAGACUGGAAUUUGGAUUCCGUUCCUGAGGAUAACAAGACUAUCAAUGUCACCAUGGAGAAGAAAAUAAAGCUUGAACAGAUCUCUGAAAUGCUACCACCCAGCAGCAAUUGCUCAGCAAAUUCUGUGUCAUGUUCAGGAAGUAAGACAAGGCUAAAUCUGACUGAGGCUGAAAGGGAAGCAAGGAGAAUGCGCCGGGUGCUAGCGAAUAGAGAGUCCGCUCGACAAACAAUUCGACGAAGACAGGCUCUUCGAGAUGGUUUGACAAAGAAAGUGUCUGAUCUCUCACUUGACAAUCAGAACAUGAAAAUGGAAAAGGGCCAAAUUACCAAAGAGUACAUGUUGCUCAGAAACAAAAACAAACAAUUAAAAAAACAGCUGGCCAUGGCUAUUGCAUGCAACAUCAUGAGUGCCGAAUCAACUUCGCCGCCACCUUUUAUACCUGUUAUCUGUCCUCCAUGGCCUGUAAUAGCUGCACAUCCCCGACCUUGCUACGAUGAAAAUGGUUUUCAUAAAGCCUCUGAAUCUCAGACAACACCAAGCUCUUGUUUCUGUUCUUUGCUUGAUCAAAUCUCUGUUGCCCAUCAUUCUAUUUCUGGCAAAUGGAAAGCGAAAGAGACUGAUUUUGAAGAGAAACCAGCAAUUCAAGAGCAAAACCCGAGAGAUAACUCUGCAACACCUGCGCUAGCUCCUUUGAAAGAUGAAACCAUGAAAGUUCACAAAUCUCACAAGUUAGAUAUAGAUCUUAACUCUAGGAGUGUGAUGCCUGAGCCUUCUCUUGAUGCAGAACAUUCAAGUGUCAGUGACGAACCAGUUCGAGUGUUUGCAGAAAAAUCUGUUAAAUUUGUUGAUGCGAGUGCAGCAUCUUCAGCCAGAAGGAGAAGGAAAGAGAUCCUGAAGCUAAAACAUCUAUGUGGAAGUCCAAUCGUCUUGCAUAUGUGACUUCUGAAGGUUUGUUGUUCAUGAUAGUGUAAAUGGCUACUAGUUUUGUACAUUACCAAGCACCCAAUUUUCUAAUAGAUAUUGCUUUAGUAAAUCUACGGCAUGUAUAUCUGGGAUAAACUCUUUUAUAUGCCACACUUUCUAUAGAGUUUUCUCUCAAAAUACUUUAAUGGCAGUCGCAUAUAUGUAUUUUUAGUGAAUUAUAGUAUUAGAACUGUUCUUAGUACU